GGGUGACUUCCAUAGUUGCUCAAACGACGCAGCCUUUUGUCAGAGACGGAAAAAAAACACAGCGUCGUGUAGCGCAGAGGACUCCAAUGAUGUGGCUGCGCUGCGGGUGCGCUUCAAAGUGCGUCGUUUCUCCCCUCGGCCGUCGUUUCUUCAAGUCUUAUUUCCAAGCUCUGGGUCGAGGGAGGAGUAACGUGGCGGCGUUUAUGCCGGAGGCUGCGGGCUUUGAGGGGGUGUCGGACCACUCGGCGCUGCAGGACUUUUCCGUCUCCAACAGUGAGAGCUUCUGGGCCGCUGCGGCGCGCCAGAGGCUGAGCUGGAUCAGUCCUUUCCACACGGUCCAGGACUGCGAUCUGAGCCGGGGCAAGAUUAAGUGGUUUGAGGGAGGAAAGCUGAACGUGUCCGUGAACUGUCUGGACCGCCACGUGCACACCUGCCCUGAGAGGGUGGCCCUGAUCUGGGAGAGAGAUGAACCGGGGUCAGAGGUCAAGGUCACCUACAGGCAGUUACUGGAGAUGACAUGUCGCCUGGGCAACCUGUUAAGGCGGCGUGGCGUGAAGAAGGGGGACUGUGUCACCAUCUACAUGCCUCCUUGCCCUCUGGCCGUGGCGUCCAUGCUGGCCUGUGCCCGGAUUGGUGCGGCACACAACGUGGUGUUUGCGGGCUUCAGCCCCGAGGCUUUGGCAGAGCGGAUCAGAGACGCUCAGUCCAGCACCGUCAUCACGGUGAACCAGGGCGUCAGAGGAGGCAAAGUCAUCGAGCUGAAGAAGACGGUGGAUACAGCUGUUCACAGCUGCCCCACAGUACAGCAGGUGUUUGUCGCCAUGAGAACAGAGAAUCCGGUCGCCAUGACAGCCAGGGACGUCCUCAUGGAGGAGGAGAUGCUGAAGGAGGACGCGGUGUGUGAGCCGGCCGUCAUGGACAGUGAGGACGUUUUGUUCCUGCUUUAUACGUCCGGCAGCACAGGGAAGCCCAAAGGACUCGUCCACACUCAGGCUGGAUACCUGCUGUACGCUGCGCUCACACACCGGUAUGUCUUCAGCUACCAUGACGGAGACGUGUUCGGCUGCGUGGCAGACAUCGGUUGGAUAACAGGGCACAGUUACAGUGUCUAUGGGCCCCUGGCCAACGGGGGAAGCACUGUCCUGUUUGAGAGCACUCCUAUUUACCCUGACCCAGGAAGGUACUGGGAGAUGGUUCAGAGACUCAAGAUAAACCAGUUUUACGGGGCUCCCACAGCGAUCCGCCUGCUGCUCAAGUACGGCGACCACUGGGUGCAAAAAUACGACCGCUCCACCCUCAAAACUCUCGGCUCUGUGGGAGAGCCCAUCAACACUGAGGCGUGGGAGUGGUACCACAGAGUGGUGGGGGACGGACGCUGCCCUGUGGUGGACACCUGGUGGCAAACUGAGACAGGUGGCAUCUGCAUCACCCCAAGGCCAUCAGACCCGGACGCAGAGAUUGUCCCAGGAAUGGCUAUGAGACCUUUCUUUGGCAUUAAGCCCGCCCUCAUGGACACUGAGGGAAAAGUGUUGUCUUCCAACCACACAUCUGGAGCUCUGUGUAUAUCUCAGCCUUGGCCUGGCAUGGCCCGAACUAUUCAUAACAACCACCAGAGAUUCAUCGAGACCUACUGUCAGCCUCAUCCUGGUUACUUCUUUACUGGUGAUGGCGCCUAUCGCUCUAAGGAGGGUUAUUACCAGAUCACUGGUCGCCUUGAUGAUGUCAUCAAUGUGAGCGGUCACAGGAUUGGGACAGCAGAGAUAGAGGAUGUUUUGAAUCAGUGCUCUGCAGUGGCCGAGUCGGCUGUCAUUGGAUACUCGCAUGACAUCAAAGGUCAAGGUGUGUAUGCCUUUGUCGUACUAAAAAAGGGUGAGGACGCUCAAGAGGCGGACUUGUCCCGGCAGCUAAACGGCAUGGUGUCAAAUAAGAUCGCCAAAUAUGCCUGUCCAGACUGCGUCCAGCUCGUCCAGCGCCUGCCAAAGACACGUUCAGGUAAGAUAAUGCGGCGGGUGCUGCGGAAAGUGGUGGAGCGAGACUUGAACGGGUUGGGGGACCUCAGCACGCUGGAUGACCCUGCAGCGGUUCAGGAGAUCAUCGAAGGUCACCGUGAGCUCAGUAGUAAACAACAACAACCAUGAUAAUGAGAAAUCUGAAAACAUUCCCAUCUAAAGAUAUUAAAGUGAUGCUUUCAUGUUACUCUGUUUCAUUUAACUAGACUUACAAAUAUUGCUUUUAUUCUACAUGCAUUGAAAUUUUUAUGAAAUCAGGUAAACAACUCUGUAAAACCGUAUGUAUAAUCUGCAGAUGUACUCUGCUAUUGAUUAGAAUUAAAGGAAAGGGCUGAGAACAUUGUGUUUUUAUGACAAAAUUGGAACUAACAUUCCAAAUGUAGUGACUGUAAACAUAAUACAAUAAAAUAAUGUAAUCUCACGUAAAAACACACAAGUG
Chelmon rostratus (copperband butterflyfish) is the source of this 2448-nucleotide messenger RNA. Its product is annotated as acetyl-coenzyme A synthetase 2-like, mitochondrial. Gene Ontology annotation, cellular component: mitochondrion. Gene Ontology annotation, molecular function: acetyl-CoA synthetase activity; AMP binding. The record is from RefSeq and is a predicted model, not a curated record. The transcript is spliced from 14 exons. Bases 87 to 2138 code for a protein of 683 amino acids. Lineage: Eukaryota; Metazoa; Chordata; Actinopteri; Chaetodontiformes; Chaetodontidae.